Messenger RNA from Calliphora vicina (urban bluebottle blowfly), 5115 nucleotides. It is a transcript of the gene rho-5, whose product is annotated as inactive rhomboid protein 1. The coding region runs from base 27 to 4991 and encodes 1654 amino acids. Gene Ontology annotation, molecular function: serine-type endopeptidase activity. Gene Ontology annotation, cellular component: endoplasmic reticulum membrane. The transcript has 6 exons. The record is from RefSeq and is a predicted model, not a curated record. Gene Ontology annotation, biological process: regulation of epidermal growth factor receptor signaling pathway; regulation of protein secretion. Lineage: Eukaryota; Metazoa; Arthropoda; Insecta; Diptera; Calliphoridae.
UAAGUUAUAUAAACAACUAGUUGACAAUGCUUUCACCGAAAGCCAAUCAAAAUAGCUCAAGUUUGAGCAACUGCGAAACGGACCUACCAGAUCAACAACAACAUAACCACAGACACCCAACAGUAAACGGAAAUAGUCACUUGCGGACGCACAAUGAACAGAAAUUUCAACAGUCACAAUCACAGCAACAUUUGUCUUCGAACAUCAAUCGACGAGGAAGUUCGAGCAAUGUCUUACCGCCACACAUGACAACUUUGUCAAGCAGUGGUGGUAGUGUUACGAAUUCAACACUGCGUCGCAAAUCAUCAUCGUGUUAUCAACAACAAUUACUUGGCAGUAAUGCAAUUAAUUGCAGUACAGAUACAUUGAACGACUGCAACAAUGACACUUCACUAACACGUUAUAGCCCACACCCAAAUGAUUUAUUUCUACAACAUCAACUUUAUCAUCACCAUAGGAAGCCGAGUUUACAGCCUAUUGAACGGUUUGAAGAUUCUCUGGCAUGUUGUUUACCACCACCAUCACCGGCGCCUAACAGUGACCGUUUUAUUGAGGGCACAUGUGUAAUAAUACCACCAAGUAGCGGUGGUACGGGACAAGUGGAAACACAAAACGCAUCCCAAAAUCAUCAGCAACAAACAAUUUCGUCUUCAACAUCUAAUUCUUCGAUGUCUACGGGCGUCGGUAGUUCGUCGUCUUCGACAGCAUCCGCUUUUCAACCAGCGCCUAGUCAUCAUAGUUUAAAAUACAGUGCAAACCAAUCAAUAAAUGCUAUGCAACGUUCAAUUUCGCCCAGUACAACACGUUUUCGAAUAAAUAAUGAUCGCUAUCGUGACAUAAAUUCAGCAAAUUCCUCGCCAUCUGUAAACACUGCCCCGGGUUCAAGUUCGGUUGUAUUGCCUUCAUCGACUAGGUUUGUGAAUUUAUCUUCACAUUUUCCCUAUCAAAACUGUACUACGCCUUCGUUAGUGUCAACAGACACCUAUUCCUAUUUGACCUCAACUGUUCAUACACCUGUCAAGCGCUAUGUGCCAACUCCACCACCCCCAAAUCAGUUAUAUGUUUCUGAUCAACAUCAUGUGCAUCAUCAAAUGAACAUGCAAACCCCGACUCAAAUACCAGCAAAUUCAGGCGCAACUACAACAAAAAAUAGUAGUUCAAUGAACACAAGCUCAGGAUCAUCAGUAGGGACUUCCACUUCCGCUGCUAUACCAUAUCGUGUACACACUAUUAAAUGUUGUGCACCAGACCAGGUGAAUGAUCAGCAGGCUACGUUAAAUUUAAAUCAGCCAAAUGAAUUUUACAGCUCAUCGCCUCGAUUGCGCAAUUCGUAUAAUUGUAGCAAAACAGCUGCUAAAGAUCCCCCUAUGAUUGUAAACUUUAAUGAAUCACAAACAGCUCAGCCAUCCCUUAGCAAAAGUUCGAAUAUGAUGGCUUCACAGAACUGCUCAACUACACAAAAGCAUAUGAUAGCGACUAUAAUGGGAUGUGGUAAUGGAAAUGGCGGCGUAACUUCACCGUCAACAAAUUUAAAUUCAUCGGUUGGAUCAAGGUCACAAAUGCCAACGUAUACAUCACGGAAUGGUCUUUGUUCCCUUUUAAAUGACUUGCAAGAGCCAUUGAAUUCAACAAUUCAAAAUAUGAAUGAUGCAAGUCAAACUAACACCUGUACCAAUGCAUUAAGAAGUGAAGAUAUUUCAAAUUCGACGGGUAUUUCAAUUGGAUCGGGAACGUCAUCAACGUGCCUGCAUUGCAAAACCGUACGACGAACUACCGGCGUUCAUCAGACUACACAAACAACAGGACCCAUUAGCCCAGUGCCUCAAAUGGCGCCACUAAUUACUACCAACAAUAAUACCGCCAAUCAAGGAUUUAGCAAUGAACGGAUGACCAACAUUACAAUGACAUUAGCCCCCACGCCAACGGAGACCUCAAACCAUUUAACUCCUCCAACCACUUCUAUGAGCCCAUCAAAUCGUUUACUUUACAAAAAGCUGGAUAUUUCGCCGGACCAAAUAUUUUCAAACCAAUUGAAGUCCAACAGUAACAACAAUCAAAUAAUACAGGCACAUAUAAGUGAACCAAAUCAACCACAAUCUUCGAAUUUGGAACACUUUUUACCAACAGCACGCUCGUUAAACCAACAAAUACUGCCAUCAAAUCAGCCAAUAUCUCAACCGCCAAACAAUUCAUUGCAACAGCAGCAGCAACAACAACAGCGAUACUCCUGUAAAAAACGUUUUACUCAGUAUAUGCGCCGUGAAGUGUUGCGCUUCUUCGGUAUCGAACAAUCCACCGAGGCUGAAGACUACGGUGUAUGGCAAGGACGACAAAGACGUCUGGCUAUACGACGUUUUGGUAGCCUCAAAACUGAAAGUGAACUCCAGGCUGAACUUAGCGAUGUUUGUUCGAACGAUAAUACCAGUGGUUCUAUGCCACGCAAUGGUAUUCACUGUUCUGCUUUUAACAGUGAGAAUCAACAGCAUCACUAUCAUCAUCAUCACCAUAAUCACCAGCGGCAUACUACUGAGAGGCCAGAUAUAUUGCCCAUUCAAGACACCGAAGGUGACGAUACAAUGUUAAAUAAUGGUGGUGGUGAUAGUACUGGAAACAGUGGUGUAAACGUUGGCAAUAAUAUUCAUGUAAGGGGACGGUGUCAGCGUGACCAAUAUCAUCAUCCGCAUUACAAUGUUGACUUUCAAGUGGGGGAUCAUGUUGAGCGAAAAGCUUCUGUAGCUAGUAUGUUAGUGCAAAGCUUUAGUUUUAUAAAGCAUACUCUUAACAAACACCAAACGUCUCGAUACAAACGACGCCAGUGGUCUCGUAGUUUUGCACCUGCUCAUGUUCAGUACCACAUGAAUAACGGUGGUCACGUAACGAGAAAUGAGUUCUAUGAAGGCUUGUCUGCUUUACAGGAUGACGAAGUGUUUUUCGAUUCUCCUCCUGGAGUGGACACAAGCGGUGUGAUGGGAUCGGGAUCAGGUCCUGCGAAUACAGGCAAUAAUGCUACCAAUAUUUCCAAUUCAUCCAUUAAUUCAUCAAUGCGAGUAACUAGUGUGGAACGCCAGAUGUUUAUAAGCGGCGAGCGCAGUCAGCAAGGUUGGCGCACAAGUAAUAUCAUUGGUCAGAAUGACGGAUCUCUGACAGUGCAUCAACCGAUAGUGGUUCACGCCAGCGCAGAACAACAAAUCUCCCACCAACAGCAGCAUCAACAGCAGUUACACGGCAUACGAGGUAAUCGUAUAUCGGCUCAACUUUUAGAUGGCGUCUUAGAAAAUUCCCAACGUCCCGUUGCAAAAAGAAUAAAACUAUUCUGUGCGAACGAUUUAGAUGAUCGGACCGACCAUCGGCCUUUCUUUACAUACUGGAUUAACACCGUCCAGAUAAUCGUCCUGUUUUUCUCCCUUCUAUGCUAUGGCAUUGGACCGAUAGGUUUCGGCGUUGAACAGCGAACUGGCCAAGUAUUGGUUACUAGUCUAAGCUUACAAACUGUAGAACACUCAGAGCAGCGCAAUGUGUGGAUUGGUCCACGAAAUCAAGACUUGGUGCAUAUGGGUGCCAAAUUUGCAACGUGCAUGAGAAGGGACGUGAAAAUAAUUGACGUAGUAAUGAAAACAAGGCGUCAGGAACGAGAAACCGCAUGUUGUAUUCGUAACGAUGAUUCAGGAUGUGUACAAAGUUCACAAGCAGACUGCUCUGUACGAGGUCUAUUUCCAACUAAAUCUAUAUCAACGUGGAAAAAAUGGUCACCCGGUGAAUCUGGACCGGGUGGCCGAAUUUCCGGCUCAGUAUGCGGUUUAGAUCCAAAGUAUUGCGAUGCCCCCGCAUCUAUUGCUCCCUACGAAUGGCCAGAUGAUAUCACCAAAUGGCCAAUUUGUCGCAAAACGAAUUCCUUUUCACAACGCUUUCGAUUUAAAGAUCAUACCGCCGAGCAUAUGGUAUGUGAAGUCAUCGGCCACCCCUGUUGCACUGGCAUAUACGGUGAAUGUCAAAUUACCACCAGAGAAUAUUGUGACUUUGUCAAUGGGUAUUUUCACGAGGAAGCAUCACUGUGUUCACAGAUUUCAUGUCUCAGCAAUGUUUGUGGCAUGUUUCCAUUUGUUAAUGUUGAAGUGCCUGAUCAAUUUUAUCGCCUUUUAACAUCACUAUGUAUGCAUGCUGGCAUACUGCAUUUAGUAAUAACAGUGGUAUUCCAACAUAUAUUCCUGGCUGACUUAGAACGUCUAAUAGGACCCAUACGAACGGCGAUUUUGUACAUUGGUACAGGCCUAGCUGGUAAUUUGACAAGCGCCGUAUUAGUGCCGUAUAAACCCGAGGUGGGUCCAUUGGCUUCACUAUCUGGUGUGAUAGCAUCAUUAGUGGUACUUUUAAUACAUGCACAUUGGCAACAGCUACACAAGCCCCAUAUAGCUUUGUUUAAAUUAAUAGUAAUUGGAGCGGUGCUGUUUGCGAUUGGAACGUUACCAUGGCAACUUAACUUCGCCAGUUUAUUUGCGGGUAUAUUCUGCGGAAUUUUUCUAACUAUUGCCCUGGUCCCAUUUGUCAGCAUUAAUAAAUAUAAACGCAAGUCUAAGAUAAAUCUUAUUUGGACCUGCAUAAUUUUUCAUAUAUUUGUUUAUACAACAAUGUUUAUUAUAUUCUAUAUGUUUUCCACGGAACUAACGAAGCUUAGCUUCGGUGAGGUUUUUACAAAUAGUUUUAACACAGGAGUUACAAGCAGUUCUGGAGGAGGUAGUGCAACUAGCUCACCCGGUAUAACCACAACAGAUAUUAUGCACACGGGGAUUUCCAGCAACAAUAUUAAUCGCCACUCAUUUAUGCAGCAGCAGCCACUGUAUCAUCGUUAUCAUCAUAUGUCAGAUGAUAUAAUAAAAAAUAAUGCUGCCGCAGCAGUAGAUGUAGCUACUGCCACCUUAGCCGUAGGUGCUGAUGGAGCAAUCGGCAUUGAAAAUGUAGGCAGAGAGGGUAGUCAAGUAGUUAUGAUAAAUUAAGUUAUAUAAUAUAUAUAUAUAUUUUAUUUUACCACUGAAUGAUUUCAGUAAACACAAAUAGUUUAUAACAUAAUAAAGAUACAAAAUAAAUUGACGCUCUAAAAUAUAUUACACAUACAUUAGU